AUGUCUCAAAUACUACCUGAUACAAAUACUCCUAUUCAAACUCCAUCAUCUGAAUCAUUUAAUAAUCAUCUUGAUAAUAAUAAUAAUAAUAAUAAUAAUAUUGAUCAUAAUCUUGAAGAUAUUAAUAAUAAGAAUAAUAAAGAAAAUAACUUAUUAAAUAAUAAAAAUCAUAUAAAUGAAGAUGAAAAUAUUGAUACAUUAUUACAACAAAAACAACAACAAUCUCAUGAACCUUUAUCACCACCAAAUCCAACUCCAACUCCUGAAAAAAGAAAAUUAGAAAUUGAUGAUGACGAAUUAAAUAAUCAAGAUAAUAAUAAGGAUAAUGAUGAAGAAGAAUCACCAACUAAAAAACAAAAAACAGAAGAAAGUAAUAAUGAUAAUAAUGAUGAUCAUAGUACAUCAGAUGGCAAUGGAAAUAUAGAUAAUGAAUCCAAUAAGGAUAUACUAAAUGAAGAAAAAAAUGAUAAUGAAGAAAUUAAUAACAAUAACAACAGCAAAGAGGAGAACGUCCAAAAUCCUAAUGAAGAACCAAUUAAUGAAACAUCACAAACCUCAAACCAACAAUCAACAACUACUGUAAAUAAUGAUAUAAUUAAAGAUGAAAAUGACACAACAAAAGAGCCAGAGUCUUCCUCAUCUACUACAACAACAACAACUACCAAUGCCACUACACAAUCAUCUGAUCAACCACCCACCACAACAAAGGAAUUACCUAAAAUUCCAGCACCAAAACCACCAGCAGAACCAGAUAUGAAUAAUUUACCUUCAAAUCCAAUGCCACAACAUCAACAAAAAUUUGCAUUAAAUACUUUAAAAAAUAUAAAACGUUUAAAAGAUGCUGUACCAUUUUUAUUACCUGUUGAUAUUGUUAAAUUAAAUAUUCCAUUUUAUUAUAAUUAUAUUCAAAGACCAAUGGAUUUAUCAACUUUAGAAAAAAAAUUACAUGCUUCUGCUUAUAGUGAACUUUCUGAAUUUACUGAUGAUUUUAAUUUAAUGGUUAAUAAUUGUAUAAAAUUUAAUGGUGAACAAGCUGGUAUAUCAAGAAUGGCAAAAAAUAUUCAAGCAUAUUUUGAAAAACAUAUGAUGAAUUCUCCUUCAAAAGAUUUACCAUUAACUCAAUCAGUAUCACCAGAAUCAUCAAAAAGAAAAAUUAUUGAUUCAGUUGCUUCUUCAAGACCAAAAAGAAAAAUACAACCACCAAAACCAAAAGAACUUCAAUAUGAAAAAACUACUAAAAAAGAUCCAAUAAUGAGAUAUGCUAAUGAAUGUAUAAAAUCAUUGAAUUCUCAAAGAUAUAAAGAUUUAAAUUGGGUAUUUUUAGAUCCUGUUGAUACUCAAUUAUUUCCAACUUAUUCACAAAUUAUUAAAAAACCAAUGGAUUUAGGUAAAGUUCAAUUAAAAUUAAAUAAUAAUGAAUAUAAUAAUCCUGAAGAAUUUGAAGCUGAUGUUAAAUUAGUUUUCCAAAAUUGUUAUAAAUUUAAUCCUGAAGGAACUGAUGUUAAUAUGAUGGGUCAUAGAUUAGAAUCAAUUUUUGAUGAAAAAUGGGCAAAUAAACCUCAACCUCAAGUUGAAGAAGAAAUUGAAGAAGUUUAUAGUUCUGAAGAAGAAGAAGAAGAAGAAAUUAAUGAAAGUAUGUUAUCAGAUAUUCCAGCAAUUCAAUUUUUAGAAAAUCAAUUGACACGUAUGAAAAAGGAAUUAGAUGAAUUAAAAGCUCAACAUUUGAAAAAAUUAAAAGAUCAACAAGCAGCAAGAAGAAAUAAAAAGAAGAAAAAUUCAAAAAAGUCAAAUUCAAAAUCUAAAAGAUCAAAAGAACCAACUCAACAACCAGUUAAAUUUACACCACCACAACCAGUCGUUACAUAUGAAAUGAAAAAACAAGUUUCAGAAAUGGUACCAAAUUUAUCUGAGAAAAAAUUAAAUUCAUUUAUUAAAAUUAUUCAAGAUGAUGUACAAAUAAAUAAUGAAGAUGAAGUUGAAUUAGAUAUGGAUCAAUUAGGUGAUUCAACAGUAUUAAAAUUAUAUGAAUUUUUAUUUGGUGAAAAAGCAACUCAAAAAUCAGUAAAUAAAAAGAAAAAACCAAUUGAUGGUGGAGUUGAUGAAAUGGCACAUUUACGUUAUCAACUAGCAUUAUUUGAUGAAGGUAAUCAACAAUUAAAUAAUAUAGCUCAUGAAUCUGAACUGGAUGCUUCUGAUGAAUCAAGUUCAGAAGAAGAAUAA
This is a messenger RNA of Lodderomyces jiufengensis, 2220 nucleotides long. It is a transcript of the gene BDF1, whose product is annotated as chromatin-binding protein. Gene Ontology annotation, cellular component: nucleus; chromatin. The record is from RefSeq and is a predicted model, not a curated record. Lineage: Eukaryota; Fungi; Ascomycota; Pichiomycetes; Serinales; Debaryomycetaceae. Bases 1 to 2220 code for a protein of 739 amino acids. The transcript has a single exon. Gene Ontology annotation, biological process: regulation of DNA-templated transcription; chromatin remodeling.